AUGGAGGGGAGGGGGGGGGGGGGGGGGGGGGGGGGGGGGGGGGGGGGGGGGGGGGGGGGGGGGGGGGGGGAUGGGACAAGAGGGGGGGGGGGGGGGGGUGCAGGGGCUGGCGUCCGAGAGCGGGGGGGGGGGGGGGGUGGGGGGGGGGGGGGGGGGGGGGGGGGGAGGGGGGGGGAUGGGGGGGGGGGAGGGGGGGAGGGGAGGGGGGGGAGGUGCCGCGCCGAUAGCGAAGUACCUAAGAUCUGCUCGUCCGCACUGACGACGCUUAUCGAGAACAUGACUGGAGUGCACGAAUACAGACUACGCCCUCCUUCACUAGUACUACCUCAGACACAGAUCAUGUCGCUCAGGAUGCACAAAACACAUCAACUUCUACCACUGCGCUACACGACAGAAAAAUACUGA
Molecule: messenger RNA, 405 nt
Organism: Knipowitschia caucasica
Lineage: Eukaryota; Metazoa; Chordata; Actinopteri; Gobiiformes; Gobiidae
Source: the annotation of a GenBank genome assembly